This is a messenger RNA of Cylicostephanus goldi, 510 nucleotides long. Lineage: Eukaryota; Metazoa; Nematoda; Chromadorea; Rhabditida; Strongylidae. The record is from the annotation of a GenBank genome assembly.
AUGUUCAGAGUUUUUACAGACGUUAAAAAGGGCAAAUAUCAACGCACUCAAGUUGGAGGUGAUGUGCAAGGAGGAAAUAGGGGUGAACGAUUGGAUACAUCCAAAAUUGAAGGAGAAGUGAUUGAAUCCGAUGAUAACGCGAUAGUACUCGAAGAGGUACCAAUUGUGACACCGAAUGGAGAUGUAGUCGUGAGAAACAUGUCUUUAGAGAUCAGGCCCGGAAUGCAUGUGCUGAUCACCGGCCCGAACGGCUGUGGAAAAAGCUCUUUGUUUCGAUUAUUAGGAGGACUUUGGCCGGUAUAUCGAGGAAAGGUGAAGCGACCGUUCGUAGAUCGAAUGUACUACAUUCCACAGCGACCUUACAUGACCCUCGGUACAUUGCGAGAUCAGGUUAUCUAUCCAGACACUGUAGCCCAGAUGGAGGCCAAAGGGUUGAGCGACACAGAUUUGGCGAUUAUUCUGAAUGUGGUCCACCUUUCCCACAUCGUGGAAAGGGAAGGAGGUGAGUAA